Ixodes scapularis (black-legged tick) is the source of this 1727-nucleotide messenger RNA. RefSeq names its product paternally-expressed gene 3 protein-like. The record is from RefSeq and is a predicted model, not a curated record. Bases 1 to 1539 code for a protein of 512 amino acids. The transcript has 6 exons. NCBI's taxonomy places the organism in Eukaryota, Metazoa, Arthropoda, Arachnida, Ixodida, Ixodidae.
AUGAUAGUGGACGUCAUAAAGAACAACAACAUACAUUUCCGUGCUGCCUGGGCUUUGUCUCUUAUUUGCUCCGUCCUUGGCGGCGCCUACCACGACCACGUGGGACUUAAUGGUCUGAACAGCCUGAACUAUGCCGCCGGUCUUAACACUUACAACGUUGCCCCAGCCGUGUCUGCCGUGCAUACGGCUCCUGUGACCACUGUGCACACCACUCCUGCUGUUGCAACCUACUCUCCCGCGGCAGUGUCUAAGGUCUCAUCUACGACUUACCACACAUCUCCGGCUGUGACUAAGGUGUACCAGUCUUCUCCCGCUGUGACUACCUACCAGACGGCCCCGGCGGUCGCAAAGGUGUCCACUUACCAGACCGGCCCAGCCUUUGCAGCAUACCAGGCAGCCCCGGCAGUGACCACUGUUCAAGCUUCCCCAGCCAUCGCCACUUUCCAGGCUUCCCCGGCGUUUGCCCGCGUUGCCGCCUAUCAAACCGGCCCCGCCGUCACUACUUACCAGUUUGCACCAGCGGUCACGAAAUACGCCACCGCCAGCUAUCAGGCCGGUCCCGCAGUUACCACUUACCAGACAGCUCCAGCUUUUGGCAAGAUCGCUGCUUAUCAAAAUAGUCCAGCUAUCACCACUUACCAGGCAGCCCCAGCUGUAACUACCGUUCACGAGACCGCCCCAGCCGUCACUACCGCUGGUCCAGCCGUGGCCACUUUCCAGUCAGCUCCGGCCGUUACCACUUACCAGUCUGCUCCCGCCGUCACUAAGGUUACCAAUGUAGACACGUACCAUGCUGCACCAGCCGUGGCAACUUACCAGGCUUCUCCAGCGGUGACUACUUACCAGGCGGAUCCAGUGACCACCGUUCACACAACCGGCCCAGCUGUCACCUCAUUCCACGGUGCUCCCGGCGCCGCAUCUUACCAACCAGCCCAAGCCGUCACUAAAGUGACCAAUGUAGACACUUACCACUCAGCUCCGACCGUCACUACUGUCUCCGGCGGUGCCCCAACGGUGACUGCGUACCAGUCUGCUCCAGCUGUCACCACUGUUCACGGUGGCGGUGCCACGGUGGCCAGCUACCAGGUAUCCCCAGCUGUGACCACCUACCAAACUUCCCCGGCGGUCACAGCAUACCACGGCUCUCCAUCGGUCACCACGGUGCACGCUGAUGGUCCGGCCGUAACUGCUUACCAUGCUGCUCCGUCUAUAGCUACCACAGUCCACGGUGCUCCAUCGGUCACAACCUAUCAAGGGGCUCCAGUCGGCACUUCAACGGUGUCUAAAGUCAGCAACUUAAACGCGUAUCACGCUUACCCAGGCGAGUUCACUGUUCAGGGAGCACCCGGAGUUGUGCAGGGUGGUCCAGCCUUUGGUUUCGCACCUACUGGAGCCUACGGCUAUGGAGUGAACACUCUUGGUUACGGUGUCGCCCCUGUCGGACCUGGAGAUGGACAUGGACUUGCCCGCUACGGUCUCAACUACGCCUAUGGACUUGGCCCCAUUGACUACAACACUCUUAGUCGCAAGAAGAAAUAAAACGAAAAAAUAACCACGUAAGGGCUCAGGUCACAUCGUUUUGUCACCCUCGAGAGUGGUAUGAGCCGAGCCAUCAGCCAAUCCUGGACAAGAACAGGACUCAGGAUUCGACUGUCAACUGUAUUAUAGCCACUGCCAUCACAAGUUGUUUGUUGGAUGAUAAUAAUAAAAAACAUAUUCUCGUAAAA